Molecule: messenger RNA, 1146 nt
Organism: Dicrocoelium dendriticum
Lineage: Eukaryota; Metazoa; Platyhelminthes; Trematoda; Plagiorchiida; Dicrocoeliidae
Source: the annotation of a GenBank genome assembly
GCUUAUCGUAUCCUAUACACAGAUCGACCAAAUCUGGAACUGUCGUUUUGGGACACCAGUAUUGUGGAUAUGGAUUCCAAUAGAACACCCUCCUUGGCCUCGCAGUUAACCAGCAUGUACGUCACGAGUGACCGACAUAGACCUACCCAUCUGUACAUACUUUCGCAUCUGACCGUACACGCAACCUACUUCAUCCGUGUCAGUGCAGUAAAUGGGAAAGGGGAGGGACCACCUUCCGAGCCCGUGGCUGUGAUCGUUCGUCCCGGACUCUUGCCAGCUCCCAGUAACUUAACUGCAGCAGCAACAUCAUCCACCGAGAUUGAACUCAAAUGGAAGCCACCGGACAAUUUGGAACAAAACUCCAGAUUGUUACAGCACUACCAAAUUCAAUACGCUCCCAUGUCUACCGGUGCAGCCACCGCCACAACCGCAAUGAACAGCAGUUUGCUGCAUUGGACAGCGUCACUGGAAUCGCUCACUUCCGAGAGCGUAAAUACUAAAAGCAUCGGGGCACAUCUUAACACUAUUGUGAUAUCUGGCCUCAAACCGGAUCAGUUGUACAUUAUAGCAAUUGCCACAGUAUCACAAGCCGGCCCUGGAGUCAGAAAUGCGGUUUUCUGUCGGACCAAAAAGUUCGUACCACCACUACCUGCGAACCUGACUGUGCAAGCGGUGGGUCCAACAGAACUCUCUGUUCAGUGGCACUCGUCUGUCCCCGACAACUCAGACCGAACGACAGCAGAUAUAUCUGGACGAAUAGCGUACUUCGAACUUACUUGGCGCCCUUCAAAUAAAGAUACACUUAAGGCAGCCUGCUCAACUUGCCUAAGAGACUACAGAUUGCCCAUUGGAAAGGCGGCCAAGGAGGCUGGAUUCGGUCAGAACAGCACCGCAUAUCAUCCGAUUGGACCACCCCUUCGAGUGCAGUGUCUGAGAACCACGGAUCUGAGUCACAGCCAAUCAGCCGGCGUUUGGUUCCCGCCCAAAUCGAUUCCACAACCUCCGGUUGGUACAAAGCCAGUAUUGGGACAUUACAACCGUCCACAUUUUACGUCAUCCACGUACGAGCUGUGGCCGCCUCAGGGUCCGGAGAUCGGGCAAUUUCUACUCCAGUGCAAACCUGGGAUCCACGUGAGUUCUUUGUAG